CAGACAUUCAGAAACAAUCACAAAAUGGUAGAAAAGGCAAGCGUCGUGUCUUGGAGAGGUUCCGACAAAUACUACAACCCAUACAUUGGCCGUGGAGAGGUACUUUUUACAGGUAAAACUGUUCAAAGAUAUAACUGAGGAGAAAUGGUUCAAUAAAUUCUUUAGCUUCGGAAUGUCUCUUACAGCCACACGUGUUUACAUUAUUUACCGAGCGCAAAAUUUCCUUUAUCUUUGCGGAAUUAAGUCGAGCUCAGAGUGCCCGAAAAGUCAAACACUGUAAAAGUUUUGACUAAAGUUUUGACAGAUAAGAGAGAAACACAGAUGCAGAUGGUGGAGAUAAACUGAUUGACCUCAUGAAGGAAUGUGCGUGUGGAACCGGUCUCCUAUUUCGAAAAAUAGCACUUCAGGGUUCUGUUCUACUUGCGUUGGUCUAGUGAUGCUACGAUGCAUUUUCAGAAAGUUAUAUGCAGUAUUUGCAACCGAUUUCUUGUAUUUACCAUUCUUUGUUGUACGAGGGCCCGUGUGAAAAGCUCUAAAAAAUUUAAGGUUUUGACUGAUGGUAACCUCUAUUGCACGGCUGGGUUCAUACAUCUUUAAGAUUUUUCCAUCAUUAAGACCAAAUUAUGUUCUAUUUCCAUGGUGAACUCGCUGAUAUCUUUCUCUUUUUUUGUUUGAUAGGUCCUGAUGGCAUCAGGGAUCACCACACAGCAGUCCUCGAUCCCAAUACUUAUGUGGGAAUUGGAACAAUGUCUCCUGAGGGGUCUAGUGAUCUGAACUAUUUAUGGAGACCAUCCAAGGUAAGGUUACAACCUUCAUUUAGUGGUUUGGGUGAAUAAUUUAGCAAAAAAAUUAUUGUGAUCAUUAUUUGCUGUUUCAGGAAGUAUUCAGUACCUCACAGAAGAGAACCAUUAUGGUGUAAAUUCCAUAGGGUUCCGUGGGAAGGACUAAAGGCCCCCUGUGGGAGGCUGGGAAAAUAUUUAACUGCAUAAAUUUAUCGUCAGUUUGUGUUUUUUCGAUGUUUUCUUUGAGGGGUGAAUGGUAUUUCUCAAGGUACAUUGAUUAGAAAGGGGCUGAUGAUUUGUUGUAAGGAUCUAUAAUUUAAAUAAUAAUCAUAUUCAAUAAUAAUUGUCAUAUUAUUUCACUGUAGGGCUGUGCUUUUCCUCUGCCCAAGUCUGCCAAGGUAACUAAUUUAGGUGUGAAACAAGUAUGAAUGGGAAAAAUGGUAUUUAAAGUAAAAAACUAAAAUUUUGAAAUCAAAUGAGAGUAAGGACAAUAUACCCUGAAAUGCAUUAAGGGUAUAGUAAUAGUAAUGAAAUCUUCACAAAUAAUUGUCACAUAUCUAUCUAGCCUAUUAGGCUACUGUCACAUAUAAAGGGUUUCUUUAUUUACUAAUAUAGGUUGGAGAAAUUGGGUGGGGUCUUCAGUUUUACAAAGACCAUCGGCAUUUGAGGAGUGGUCACCAAAUCAAGGUAAUGACAGAAACUUUCUCUGAUUCAAAUGUACUUCUUGCAUUUAUGUAAUUAGAUUCAGAUCACAUGUAUGCUGUCAUUUUUCAGUAGCCUUUCCCAGCACUGCCACAUACAUUUAUCAGUUUAAAUUAAUUCUUCAACUUUUUUCUCCUUUGCAUUUAUUUGACAGCUUGGUGAAUUUAGACAAGCUACAGAGGACAGACAUACUCAUCUUUAUCAAAAUCCUUGGUAUGUUUUUUUUUUUAAAUGGUGCAUUACUAACAUUACAUUUGCACAUCAUUCAUUACUUAAUUGAAAAUGUCACAACUUUUUAAUUCCAUGUUUUAUAAUUCCACAGCAACUUAUCAAUAAUAUCAUCAGUGAUUUCAAUUGAUGAGUCCCAUUUUUAUUACCAUGAAAUCUUUGUAGGUAUGCAGGACCAAAUGAUGAACAACCAGAUGAAGCUGGUCAAGGUGUGUAUUGAAAAUGCUGGUGACCAUCUCUAUAACAUAGAUAUACACUAAGUCUAUUAAUUUUCAAUGUCUUUGGAUUAAAAUUCUAACUUUAAAAUACUGGUAACUGACAUUAAACAGAUUACCAGGUUCCAAUGUGCAGUCGAUGCGAACGACACAGGACAUCUUCAAGCAGAUCUAAUUCAAGGUCCUUCAGGUCCCAUACACCAACUCCUCAAAGAGUCCCACUCUCUGAGGCCCUGAGACAAACAACACCUAGGCCUCAUACAGCAGGUCCUAGAAGUAAACCUUGGUCUGGUGCUUCGUCCAGUUCCACAUCGUAAGUUUUGUUUCAUGUUUCAUUAUUGAUGAGUUAGAGAGAGAAGAUUAAUCAUGGAGCCAGACAGAAGAGAGCUAGAAAAAGUGCCCACAUUCUUACUAGUGUUAUUUCUUCUUUAUAAGCCAUUUUGGCUGGGAACUGGGCUUUUAGAAAGACAGUUAUCAAAUUCCAAGAAGCUCUGUUGGCAGGUUCCACAAUUAAUACUAUGUCUAAUUUUUUUUUUAGUCACUGAAAAUAAUAAUUUUAUCACAAACUGCUACUGACAAUGAAAUGGAACUACUUAUAAUAAUAGUAAAGAAAUGAACUGAAAAUAAACCUGCAAUAGAAGCAGGGUGGUACACAUGCAGACCUGCCAGAUUAUUGUCAUACAGUAUGUAUCUUACAGGUUGCAUGACACUAGAGCAGAUAAUAUUUUUUAAAAAGUUCAUGCUACAAAUUUAUCUUUGGCUAUGACUAACCCCAGUCCAAAGUAAAUAAUCAUUCAUUUUCAUAUUAUAUGACAUGAACAUAGAUGUGGCCUGAUACACUCCAAAAUAGAGUUCUCUGUACCUCAGUCGUAGAGCAUCAGAGCAUGGAAUGUGACUGUUUGGGGUUCAAGUGCUUAUGAAGACUCAGUAUUUUUUGUUUGUACCCUGCUCAUGACAAGACAAAACCCAUACUUCUUUAAUUCAUUUUAACUUCAGGAAGUAUUUUAGAUGAUCGAGUUUCAAGAAGUUAAAUAAGUAAGAAAGGUUACAAGAGUAAUGAAAAUAGUUAUAAAUUACAACUAAGUUGCUUAUUGUUAUUAAAACCAGGUUAACAAGAAGAGUAGUAUUAGGGACACCAUAACUAAGCUUCCUUCUCUCUGUGGCCUUAUAUUUGUUAGUGAAUCAAAGCUUCAUGCUUGAUUUGCAAGAAAUGCAACAUCCAGUUGAAGGCAGAUGGUUGGUUUGAUAUAAUUUUCUUUCCUUAUUGUAGACUUCAAAGCCGCAGGGCAGACCAAGAUCUCUAACAACAGCAAAAAAAAAAGAAAAGAAGGAAAACCUGUUGGGAUGUACAGAAAUAUAGGCAUCCAAGGCAAUAGUGUGACUAGUUUUGAGUGUUCCAUUUCCCUUUUCUGUGACAAUUUUUGUAUAUUCCUGGGCUAUGUUGUGAUAUUAACAUACAAACAAAAGAAGUUCAACAACAAAAAAUGAUUUCACAAUUUGAAAUGAAGAUUUUGACAUGUAAAAGGAUGUUUGAUGUUUUGUUGCAUUGGAUAAAAAUGAAAAAGUGAAAUAUUUAAUAAUUAAUUUAUUUUACAUCUGAACCUUCUAAAUAAUAAAAUGACUG
Pocillopora meandrina is the source of this 3551-nucleotide messenger RNA. NCBI's taxonomy places the organism in Eukaryota, Metazoa, Cnidaria, Anthozoa, Scleractinia, Pocilloporidae. The record is from the annotation of a GenBank genome assembly.